UGAAAAACUAUAAACAAAACCCUUGUUACAUUGCCCACACUUAGGAGUUAGGGGCUGUUCGUUGCAAUAUUACACUAUUUCGUAAUUAAAUAUGUAAGUGUGUUUGGUUCUCACAGUUUAAUUGUAAAUAGAUAAUUAUGUAUUAAUUAUUUAUAUUUAACCUGCUCUAAUUAAACUUAAUCUUAAUUCUCAACAAUAAGUAUAGUAGUUCUCAUCCGAUCUGAAUUUAUUGAAUUUGUUGUUGGAUUGAAAAAAUCGAGGGGAUCGAUGGGGGCGCUGAUGUCGAAGAUGUGGUUUAUGUUGUUUCCGGCGAAAGAGUACAAGAUCGUGGUGGUGGGGCUGGACAACGCCGGCAAAACGACGACGCUUUACAAGCUCCAUUUGGGGGAGGUCGUCACCACGCAUCCAACUGUCGGUAGCAACGUUGAAGAGGUUGUCUACAAAAAUAUUCGAUUUGAGGUAUGGGAUCUUGGUGGGCAAGAUAGGCUUAGGACGUCGUGGACAACUUAUUAUCGUGGGACUCAUGCGGUUAUAGUAGUGAUAGACAGCACUGAUAGAGCUAGGAUCUCCAUAAUGAAAGACGAGCUAUUUGGGCUGCUUCCAAACGAGGAUCUCCAGAGUGCAGUAGUGCUCGUAUAUGCAAACAAGCAGGAUCUGAAGGACGCCAUGACCCCUGCUGAGAUAACCGAUGCUUUAUCCCUUCACAGUAUCAAGAAUCACGACUGGCACAUCCAAGCCUGCAGUGCACUAACUGGCGAAGGCCUAUACGAUGGUUUGGGGUGGAUUGCACAACGAGUCGCUGGAAAAGCAACGAGCUAGAAGCACUCAAAUCAUCCGAUGUACCUUCUAAUUCACUACAACUGAAUACACCUAUCCCCAGUGUUUUUUUAUGUGUUUCUCAAAGAUCUAAGUUGAUGCUUCAGAUAAUGUUAAAUGAAAAAAGCAUCAUAUUGAUGUUUUUGGUGAAAA
Molecule: messenger RNA, 969 nt
Organism: Salvia splendens (bonfire salvia)
Lineage: Eukaryota; Viridiplantae; Streptophyta; Magnoliopsida; Lamiales; Lamiaceae
Product: ADP-ribosylation factor-like protein 5
Exons: 2
Coding region: 268-819 (183 amino acids)
Molecular function (GO): GTP binding; GTPase activity
Source: RefSeq, a predicted model, not a curated record